GGUGUGAUGGUUGAUUACUUAUGCUUUGUGAUGACACAUCUACGAUCUGGCUGUCAUAUUUGUCAUAAUGAGAGGAACUACAUUAUUUCUGAGUUAAGAAGCAAAGCUCUGAUAUUGUCAAAUUAUGGGUUGAAACAGCUAGGUGAGGGGUCAAUUCAUUUCGGUGAAGAAUUUGGAAACCAAGUCAACAUGAAGAAGCUUACCAAAAACUUGGAUAUAUUGUGGCCUGUGGUUGAUGGUACCUACUUGAAACAUCCAGCAUCAAAAUUUUAUGCAUGCGGAUUGAAGGAGUGGCGGGAUUUUUUUCAAGAGAUUGGAAUAGCUGAUUUUGUUCAAGUGGUGCAAGUUGAAAAGAGCAUUGCUGAAUUCUAUUCUGUUUCACGUUGUGAAAAGUAUGAUAUCAACUUGUUAUCUCCCGAGUUAGUUGUCAAAGAUUGGGAAUCCCCGGAACUAGUUGAUCUCUUGUCUCUCUUGAACAAAAGUAAUGGCCGCAAAGGUUGCAAGUAUCUUUUGGAAGUCCUUGAUAGACUGUGGGAUGAUUGUUAC
This is a messenger RNA of Camelina sativa (false flax), 546 nucleotides long. NCBI's taxonomy places the organism in Eukaryota, Viridiplantae, Streptophyta, Magnoliopsida, Brassicales, Brassicaceae. The record is from RefSeq and is a predicted model, not a curated record.